UUGAGAAGAGGAAAACAUUCACAGAGAUCCGACAGCUGAUCAACAGGUACGAGGCUGACGGCAGUCUGUAGAAUAAAAUGCACAGAUGACUGGAUCCCGCACCAAACCCUGUCGGAUGAUGAUCAGUGAAAUUGUCAUAGUGGGCCAUCCUGUUUCUGUGUGUGUACCUGUGGACCACAAGGUGACCCUGAGUGUCCGUGCUGAGGGCACAGGUAUCCUCCACUACCAGUGGUUCACUGAUGAUGAUCAGGAGGUGUGUGGAGGCACUAAUGCCGACCUGAUCAUCAAAGCCAAAAAAUCUCAGCUCUAUGUGUGUCGAGUGAAUGACCACUUUUGUAACUGGGUUUUCAGUGACUGGGUGAAAGUGAAGGUUUUGGACAUUGAUAAAUCAGGGUUGCCAGAAAACUGGAUGGGUGAACCACACAUUGCUGUCAACCCUAAACCCCAGACAGGCCGACAAGGCACAAAACUCAUUCUCCGCUGCGCUGCCUUUGGAAUUCCCGCUCCGCAGUAUCAGUGGUACAGAAAUGGACAGCCGCUGCAUGACAAGACCAGUGGCAUGCUGCAGAUUGACCGUGCAACAGCCGAACAUAGAGGAUCGUACCUGUGCUCCAUAUCUAACGUGCUAGAGGAGACAUGGACUGAACCAGUCGAUGUUGACAUUGUGCAAACCGAUCAGCUUCCCCCUGCAGCACCCACAGCCACUGAUAAAGUUGCCCUCCUUAUUGGCAACUUGAAUUACUCCAAUCACCCUCCCUUAAUGGCCCCUAUUAUGGAUGUACAUGAGUUGGCCAACCUCCUGCAGCAGCUUGGCUUCAGAGUGGUUUCCCUGCUGGAUCUCACCAGGGAGGAGAUGCUGGCGGCUAUCGACAAGUUCAUUCAGCUCCUUGACAGAGGAGUUUAUGGCCUUUUUUACUAUGCGGGACAUGGAUAUGAACGUGUUGGGAGGAAUUACUUGGUGGCUAUCGAUGCUCCCCAACCGUACCGACCUGAAAACUGUGUCUGUGUGCAGAGGAUCAUGCUCAGUAUGCAGAAAAGACGGACUGCACUGAGUGUAAUUCUUCUGGAUACCUGUAGAAAAUGGUACAACCAGGAUUGCAUACCUUCAGGCAUCGAGCCAUUGGGACCCAGUGGGAACACUGUUUAUGGUUAUGCCACGUGUGAAGAUGCUGAGGCGUACGAGGUCCAGGAUGGGGGGAAAAGUACUGGAAUCUUCACUAAAUACUUGAACAAGCACAUCCUACAGACCGAGAAAGUCACACAUGUCUUAGAGAAGGUGUCCGAGGAUCUAGGCAGAGACCCUCUGGUCACAGGCAAGCAGCAGGUGGAGAUCAAACACACCCUGAAGGAACCUCGAUCCCUUGCAGACCCAGUUCGCACCACCGGCCACACAAGGGAGCUUCACCUGCGAGAGGCCUGCUGGAGACAAGCAAAUGAGCUACCCCCGAAGAAGCGACUGAUGUUUGAAUGCGCAGUGGAAGUGGAAGUCAGCUUCUCAGCUUUGUUCUCUAAUGUCUUGGUGGCUUUUGCCACUGUUAAGACUAAAGGCACACAGGACUGCACCGUCACCCUGAGCAGCAUACCUCCAAUGGAAGACAUAUUCUCCAGCCCUGGGAGGUCAGAGGAGAUGGACACUCUACUAUUUAAUACAUCUGACAACCCGGACUGUACUCUGCGGCUUUGUGCUCUUCAAAAGCUCAAGAAAUCGCUGGUCAUCAAGGUGGACCUACACUAUACUCACAUGGACAGUAAGCUGCGCCAGACAGAAAGCCAACAGGUGGACAUAGGAACUCCUCUGGUUGCAUCCUGUAAACUGUACACGAGGAAUCAUGCAACAAAAGCCAAGAAACAAGAAGGUGCUUCUGCUCGAAGUUUGGGCAACAUGUCAAGCAGCAAACCACGUCUGCAUCAGACUCCGGCUGGUCCAAGUCGCCCCUUCACCAGAAAGGCAGAGUGUGCAGCUAAUGUUGCAGUACCAAGGAGCAACGAGCCCGAAGAGAACGACGAAAAUGAACUGGAGGACUUCAUUCAUCGGUAUUAGACCUUCCUGCUUAUAUUGUACAUACUAGUUUGAAAAAGUGAUGCUUUUUACUGAUGUGAUUAGGACUCAGUUUGCUGUUUAUGCAUCUUAAUCAUGCAUGGGGUUGAUGGUAAUGAUGAAUGUCUGAGGUUUGUGGUUGGUUUGCAUUACCAGCCAUCAAUUCGUAUCUUAACACUGAAGAAACAUUAACACUUAAUACUUUUCCUAACCACUGAUUUUCAUCGUGCAUUGUAAAAUACUUUUUUUUUUUUAAUUUGUUAUCAGUGGCGAGCUGGCAAGCCCAAUUUAACAAAUAAAGACUGUUACUGUUAAUAAUUUAUCUAAUAAAGACCACUACUUUAAUUAC
Messenger RNA from Anoplopoma fimbria (sablefish), 2387 nucleotides. RefSeq names its product MALT paracaspase 3 (gene malt3). Gene Ontology annotation, molecular function: cysteine-type endopeptidase activity. The transcript has 15 exons. The coding region runs from base 86 to 2041 and encodes 651 amino acids. Gene Ontology annotation, biological process: proteolysis. The record is from RefSeq and is a predicted model, not a curated record. Lineage: Eukaryota; Metazoa; Chordata; Actinopteri; Perciformes; Anoplopomatidae.